GACGUUCUUGCCGUGACUGGAUAAGAGUUUAAAAAACGUUCUAAUAUCAUCUUGAAAUAAGUAUUGAGAACAAUGACUACACGUAAAAAGGAGGAAUCAAAUAAACAGAGAUAUCAAGCUAACGCACGUGAAAGAGAUAGAACUCACAGGUUCACGAUUCAAGAAAAGCAAUCUUCACUGUGCAGCGUGAACACAGCUUUCAGCGCAUUGAGAACAUUGAUUCCAACGGAGCCAGCAGAUAGAAAAUUAUCCAAAAUAGAGACUCUCAGAUUAGCAAGUAGUUACAUCAGUCACUUGGGUGCAGUUCUUGUUGUUGGUGCCAUGGAUCAACCUUGUUUACAACUAGAAGAAAGUGGUAGAGUAUACUCAACAGGUGAUUGGAGUGAUAUGCAAGCUAGACCACAAGUUUGCACUUUCUGCCUUGCUAUGCAUAAAAAAUAUAAUACUGGCAAUUCAGAAAUUCUUUCUGAUUAUCAAAGUCAUAAUAUGACACCAUAUAUCUUUGUUCCAGGGAAUUCUGCAAAGUGUAUUGAUUAAAAUUAUAUAUAGAUAUAUAUACAUAUAUAUUAAAGAAUAUAUUUCUUGUAAAUUUUAUGUAAAUAUAUUAUUUUAAUAAAUUUCUUUCAUACAAUA
Messenger RNA from Vespula vulgaris, 633 nucleotides. RefSeq names its product basic helix-loop-helix transcription factor scleraxis-like. The record is from RefSeq and is a predicted model, not a curated record. The transcript is spliced from 3 exons. Lineage: Eukaryota; Metazoa; Arthropoda; Insecta; Hymenoptera; Vespidae. Gene Ontology annotation, molecular function: DNA-binding transcription factor activity, RNA polymerase II-specific; protein dimerization activity; RNA polymerase II transcription regulatory region sequence-specific DNA binding. The coding region runs from base 73 to 537 and encodes 154 amino acids. Gene Ontology annotation, biological process: regulation of transcription by RNA polymerase II; developmental process.